Molecule: messenger RNA, 1407 nt
Organism: Encephalitozoon hellem ATCC 50504
Lineage: Eukaryota; Fungi; Microsporidia; Unikaryonidae
Product: putative proton-dependent oligopeptide transport protein
Exons: 1
Coding region: 1-1407 (468 amino acids)
Biological process (GO): transmembrane transport; oligopeptide transport
Cellular component (GO): membrane
Molecular function (GO): transmembrane transporter activity
Source: RefSeq, a predicted model, not a curated record
AUGAAUAGAAGAACAACACUUUUCCUCAUAAUAUGCAACGAAUUCUGUGAGAGGUUCUGCUACUACGGGCUGAGGUCUCUUCUGUUUUCUUUUUCCAGGGAGGAGUACAACUUCACUACAAAGGAGUCUACCAUGACCCUUCAUUUCUUUGUUUCUAUGAGCUAUCUAUUCACGCUUCUCGGGGGGCUUCUGUCGGACAUGUUCCUGGGAAGAUACAACACCAUCGUGGCACUGAGUUCCCUAUACCUUACAGGAACAUCUCUUCUCACCUAUUGCUCUGUUGUGUCCGCCUCUCCAAGGCUUCUGAUGGCGAGCUUGCUCAUGAUAGCCGUUGGGACAGGAGGAAUCAAGCCUUGCGUUGCUGCAUUUGGGGGAGACCAGUUUGGCGUGGACGAGACACAGGAUCUAAGGAAAUUCUUCAACUUCUUCUAUUUUGCCAUAAACAUCGGAAGCAUGGUUUCCACAGUGCUAACACCUGUCAUGUCUGAUACCACUUGCUUUGGGAAGAACUCUUGCUACCCACUGGCAUUUGGGGCAUCGAGCACACUGCUUGGCGCCUCUAUUAUUCUGUUUGUAAUUGGAACGAAUCUCUAUGUGAUUAAGCCGGCAAAGAAAGAGCAGUUUUCAAGGUCCUUUCGCUCCUUGGCCCAGAACGUAAAGAAGCUGCUUUGGAGACAGGAUGGGCAUGACGAGAAGACUAGCACUUUACAGACUGCGUCAGAGGCCGUCUCGGAAGCCUGUGAAGAAGACGACAAAAAGAAGACCCUGAAGAUACUGAGGAUCCUGGGGCCCGCAGUUCUCUUCUGGGCUCUUUAUGACCAGCAGUCCUCUUCAUGGAUAGAGCAGGGAUCGAAAAUGGAUUCACGCCAGAGAAUACUCGGGCAUGAUAUAGAUAUCUUGCCAUCGCAGAUGCAGGCAUUCAACUCUGUGUUUAUCCUUCUAUUCAUUCCUAUGUUUUCAAAGCUGGUCUAUCCAUUGCUGGGACGGAUUGGCAUCCUCUCUUCUCCAGAAGAGAAAAUGGGGGCCGGGAUCGUUCUUGCAUCCCUCAGCUUCUUCUGCUCUGGAUACAUAGAGUACAAGAUAACUCUGGCCGAGUCUGUAGGGCAGAAGCUGUCAAUAUUAUGGCAAGUGCCUCAAUAUGUUAUAGUAACGGCGGGGGAGAUAAUGCUGAAUGUAACCGGGAUGGAAUAUAUGUAUGCUGAAGCGCCAGAAACCAUGAAGUCGCUAGUUCUGUCGAUGUGGCUGUUGACUGUGACUGCAGGAAAUCUUCUGGUGAUGGGGAUUACGCUAUUGGAUCCAAUAGCCUUGGUUUCUUCCCGCACCCAUGAUAUGUGGAGCUUUAUCAUGUACGGGAUUGCGGGGCUUGCGGCAUCUAGAUACAUGUUCCAGGCCUCAAGACCUAUCUAG